Molecule: messenger RNA, 1648 nt
Organism: Pocillopora meandrina
Lineage: Eukaryota; Metazoa; Cnidaria; Anthozoa; Scleractinia; Pocilloporidae
Source: the annotation of a GenBank genome assembly
AGGAGACCAUGCAGCGUUAGGCGUUGUCAAAACCCGCAGAAUAUUUCCGGUUUCAACAUCCACCGUGAAAGAAAGAAGAAGAAAUUUCUACUCGCAAGUUAACAUGCAUGACCUGGUUAAAUAUGUUUUCUUUUCUGCGACUGUACAAGUUGGUAAGUAAUAGAAUAAAGAUCGAGAAUGAAAGACUUACUGUAUAAAUAUGUAAAGGACGGACAUGUAACUCUCGCACUGUGAAGAGAAUUUCAAGAUUAUUAUAGCUCCGCAUUUCAAUAAAAAAACCUAGAUGGUCGCGACCAUGAAGGUUGCACCAUAUUACCUUUUUUUCAAUUCUCCAAAUGCACAAGGUAAAGUGUAAGCCUUCAUCACUUAAUUAAUCUACAUCGAAGGACUGUUUUUUUUCUUCAUCGGUUUUAAGCGCUGAAGCCGGCCUAGAACAAUCUCUACCGACUUGAAGGAACAGUUAAAUGAUAGCUUCACUUUAUGUUUCUCAUGCCACUUAACAUUGAAGUCAAGGCCUGUUAAAAACCCAUAAAUACAUGUUUAAUGGAGAUACCGUGGGGAUUGAAGAGUCUACCACAGAGAUUAACAGCAUGUCGUCGAAACAAUAGUUUGUAAGGCAUUUAAUAACUGUCCUUCUAUAAUACGUCUUGGUCAAUUAAUCGAUAUGGCUUAAGGUAUGAUUUCAACAGCUAAAUAGUAAUGAUGCCCAUGUGGAAGACCUUUGCUGAGGUCGAUACUCUUUAAUCAUAAUUACGGAACAAGUUUUUAUCUCGGAUGCAAAACUGAGGGUGAUACUGAUGCAGAUUAUCCAGGCUCACGACCGUUAUUUUCACACCAGCACCAGAUAUGACCUUACUCACUGUCUCUUACAAGAUCUCAUCUUUCAAAAAUUCAAGAUAACAUAGGGAUAUUAAAGUCAAUUCCACUUUUUGUAUAUUGAUGCAUAGAUGCGAUGAAAUAAAAAUUUAUUUACGCUUCAGCCAAAUUUGCAUGUUAGUUUUAAACUGUCCAUAUUAACCUGAAUACUCUAAAAACUGUCACAACGAAGGCAGGUGGCCGUUUUCAUAACUUCACUAAAUGAGCGAGAUAUGUGUAUUCACCUUACUGGUCAGUAUAGAUUUACCUUGAUCAGGUAAUGAGAAUCUAACCUUACGUAAAAGGAGAUAUAUACUAUGAUACUUGAAGAAUCCAUGACGGAAUUCUGUUCAUAGUCUUCUCCUUUUCUGUUUUUUGUCUUGGAAAUAUUUUCUAGGUCUCGACGUUUUCAUAUUUGAGGAUCAAAUUGCUCACUGAGUUUUUUAAAAUUAUUAUUUUAGGUUUAUCUUUGACAUGUUAUACAUGUUAUUCUUCCUCGAACUGGACUCAAUGUGAUGCAAGUCGAACAAAAUACGUUUGUGAGCCAUGGUUAGAUGUUUGCGCCAAGACAAGGUCAACAUUCGACAUCCGUGGAAAAAGGUUUGAUGUUUAUGAGCGAGGAUGUUUUGUAGCAGAUUUUUGUAACACAGUGGCUUGCAAGUACAUUGGCCAAGCCGAAAACUGUGAUAUCACUUGCUGCGACUACGAUUUAUGUAACGCUACUGCCUUGCUAACAUCAACUAAGGUUUUCGUUGUAAUUUCUGUGAUUUUCUCUUUGUUCGGGUACGUUUAA